AUGCUUGCCAAACUCGAAGGAAAGGUCUUCCUCCCUGACAAGGAUGUCGUCUUCAAGCAGAUUAUUCGUAGACCCGUUUUGGUCAUGGGCCGAUCUGAUCAAGCCACCACCGCCACACAUCCUUUCAAACCUGCAAAGGAAGGUGUCAACGUCGGUCUCGGCGUUUCCAACAAACUCUCUCGCUCUCAUGCCCGCAUUGAAGUUGACUCGCAGACGAAGCAAUUUUAUAUUCACUGUUUAGGUAGAAACGGUCUCACAGUUACAGAACCCGAUGACGAUGCUACUGAAAUCCGUCUCACUCCUAAUUCAAAACCCCAUCUUCUCGUCUCGAAAAGCGUCAUCAAACUCGCAGACUGCGUCCUCGUUUUCACCCUCCCGGCAGAGAUGGUCAAACAGGCUAUGCCAACUAGCUCGAAGAAGAGAAAACGACGUGCUUGGAUCAAGGCAGAGUUUCUUGCACUCAGGGCUCAAAUGAUGCGUCUGGGCUAUGGUCGCUGGGAAGAUAUCAUCGCAAUCACAAAUGGCCGAUUGGGAGAGCGUCAACCGUCUGAGCUCGUUCCUGUCGCACGCGAAUUUGUCGCCAAAUGUUAUGUCCACGCUCGUCCAGGUGUCGAGCAGAAGGCUCUUAUGGAGAUCUUGAGGGAGGAUCCCAUCAGCAGGCACCUUUCCGAGGAGGACGUCGUCGCCGAUGUCAAUCGACUUGUCGUAGAAGCUAAGCGCACCGCUCUGCCUGACGAAAAGCGAAAAUUCGUUCGCUGGGCCAGGAAACUUCGUUUACUCAGCCGUUUGCGCGAUGUCCACGACCAUCCUUCCCUUCAGCGUUUGCGUGCUGGCGAGCUCCGAGUCUUUACUCCGCCGCCUGCAUUGUACUGGACGUCUGCCGAUGAUGCCGAUUUAAUUCUUGGCUCGUUCAAACACGGUUAUGGAGUGACGGAUGCGAUUCGCAGCGACCCCGACCUCGGCUUUCAUGGCCGCUACAAGAAGGCGUUAAACGCAAAGAAGAAUGGAACUCCGACGAAAGCACUGAAAGCAACCGACGCAUCGCAUGGGUCGGAGGAGGACAACGAUGACGAUGAGGACGCUGAUGAGGAUGAAGAUGAGAAGAUUAGCGACGACAUGGACGAGGAGGCUGGUCACGAAAGUGGUGCGCAUCAUCCAAGAAAGAGACUCAAGCUCGGAGACAGUUCCUCGAAGAAGGAAAGUGUCAAGGGUGAAGAUUCUGCGGACAAUGGCCUCGACGAUUCGGAUAUGUCACCAGAAAGGACGCCGGAGGACAAGAUGGAUGAUGACUUCGAGAAUAGCAACGAGAAAGACAGUGCACCAGCCGCUGCCGCCGUUGAGAAGCCGAAGAAAAAAAUUGUUCGUCUUGUUCCGAAGCGUGGUCCUCGAAUCGGCAACGAGGAUGGCUUCAACGACCCGGAGGAUGCCAAAGUGGCGAGGGAAAAAAUGGCGGAUGAGGACGGGCUGGUUCCAUUUCCGAGCAGCGAGUCAUUAAUGAGGCGUCUGAAGUCAAUCAUUAACUCGUGUGCUAAGGAAUAUGACCGGGAUCAAAGGGAGUUGAAGAAGAAGAAACUCGCUGCUUCAAGAGCCAAGCAGAGGAGGGAUGACCUCGUUGCAAGGAAGGCCGCAAAGGAAUUACAGAGGAUUCGCCAACGUGCAGCACGUCGAGUUGCAAGAUCACAGCCGUUUUCCAAGAAAGAAGCGGUUGAGUUUGAAAGAGCGCUCGCCAACUUUGGGGUUGAAUACGAGUCAGACGGUAGGUCGGUUGACUGGGAUUGGUUCAAUACAAAAGUUGACGCAUUCGAGCAAAAGUAUGAGGAAACUCUUGAAGCUGCUUACUUGGAGCUGCUUGGGGAAGCUCACCGCAUCUCCAAUCUUGCCGCAGCAAAGGAGGAAGAGGACUACGAACGGGUGGACCGUAUCAACGAAGGCAAGAAGGCGUCUACUGUCUUCAGCACGCUAACAGUUGAGCGUGCAGAGCGGUUGAUCGAGCGACUUCAGUUUUUCCGAGUCUUGCGUGGUGAAGUCCUUACCCACAAGAAGCUCAACUCGAUCCUGCGAGGUUUCAAGAAGACAAGAGACCUACCGCUGUGGUGGAAGAGCUGCCACGACCGUUCUCUGUUGCUUGGAGUAGAUAGGCACGGGUUGAACGGGUGGGACUAUAUGGCUGUUGAUAGUGAGUUGCAAUUUGCAAGCUCAAUGAAGGCUUGGCAGCGGAAAAAUGGAAACGACGUCAAGUCGUUGAAAAGGGCGGCGAUGCCUAAGCCGGCGUCUGGUAUCAAGCGUGCUUUCGCGCUCGUGAGGUAUUUCUGCUCCCGGGCGAAUGACCCGCACUUUGAGCAGUACACGCGCGAUGACGAUAUGGGGGUUGGCAACGGGGAAUCCCUUUCUCAGGCGGCCCCUACUGCCAAGGAAGAGAAGGCAGAAGUGAAAUUGGAACCCGUGGAGGAAAAACCGAAUUUUUCACUUCUUCGUCGCGGCGUUGAUGAGGCUGGGAAACUGAAGAGGAAGGUAGAAGCACUGUACCCUUCUGCUCCGACAGGAAGACCUCGGACGUUAAGGCCGACGAUUGUGGACAUCAAGCGAGAUAGUGAUGGGCGACUCUGUUUGCCUAAAGACCUAGGGGAUGGGCUGUUUCUAAUUGAGCUGGGAGAAAUUCGAAAGAACGCGCCAGCGUUUUGCCGAAACGGAAUUGUGUAUCCCGCCGGGUUUAAGACUAUUCGGCAGUUAGGGCAUUAUGUGUUCCUGAAUGAGAUUUUGGAAUCUGAAGACGGUUUAAAGCCGGUAUUCCAAGUGAGCGAGCUUCAGGGCUUUAACUCCAUGGCUCAAGAUGUGGAGUACAUGUGGGAAGGCAGGAAAGUGGUUGGGAAGAGCACGAAUAUGUACGCGCUGUGGUUGCGAAUUGUGAAUCAGUAUGCGAAAGACGUAGCAGUGGGUGAGCGAAUCGGUUUAUCAUCUGCUCCUGAGCGUUUUGGUCUGUACGAGUCAACAAUUGUGUACCUGAUCCAAGGGCUCCCCGGUGCAAAGGAAGUUGACGGGUUCGAGUUGCGUGAUUUCAGCCGCCGCGGAGAAGGUCGCAAAGUGGAAGCUACUAUCGGGAUUGUAGGGGGCAUGCUCAAGGCAAUUGAAAGCAAGCUAGAAAACCCUGAGGUGAUCCGCAACUUCGAAGCGGUGAUGACGGGGGCAGACGAAGGUCCGCGCGGGAGGCCCGUGUUGGCUUCAGAAGCGGAAAUGAGCAUACCAGUUGAUUGGAUGGAACGGUACGGAGGGAACAGCAAGAAGAAGACGCGCAGAAAGUCGGUAACCUACUGGGGGACAUAAUGGAGGACGUUGGAAUGACAUGGCGGUGUGGAUGAUGUGUGUACAUUUGUAUAGCUCUAAAAACUUAUAUUGACUAACCUGGAAAGUAAAUGAACGGCGCUGGUGCGUGGCGGUGUUUUUGAAGA
Chondrus crispus (carragheen) is the source of this 3446-nucleotide messenger RNA. RefSeq lists its product as hypothetical. Gene Ontology annotation, molecular function: protein binding. The coding region runs from base 1 to 3321 and encodes 1106 amino acids. The record is from RefSeq and is a predicted model, not a curated record. The transcript has 2 exons. NCBI's taxonomy places the organism in Eukaryota, Rhodophyta, Florideophyceae, Gigartinales, Gigartinaceae.